This is a messenger RNA of Sardina pilchardus (European sardine), 3811 nucleotides long. RefSeq names its product toll-like receptor 5. The record is from RefSeq and is a predicted model, not a curated record. Bases 52 to 2772 code for a protein of 906 amino acids. Gene Ontology annotation, cellular component: plasma membrane. Gene Ontology annotation, biological process: toll-like receptor signaling pathway; inflammatory response; immune response. Lineage: Eukaryota; Metazoa; Chordata; Actinopteri; Clupeiformes; Clupeidae. The transcript has 2 exons. Gene Ontology annotation, molecular function: protein binding; transmembrane signaling receptor activity.
GUUGCUGGGUUCAGAUGGCCGAAGAAGCUUAAUCGUCCUUAGUGGCGUUACAUGGCGGAGAGAGUCAAGGCACCCUGGAAUUCUCUAAAACCCAAUCCGGGAAAAACAUCUUUCAGGAUGACUACCGGAACACCAGGAAUAACCAUCUUAUCACUUGGGCUUCUUAUCUGUCUUCUAAUGGCAAACUGCUCACAGCAGUGCAUAAUAGUACAUAACUUGGCGUACUGUAGUGGAAAGCGUCUGGCGCAGGUGCCCCCACUGCCCCCCAGUAUUACCCACUUGGACCUCAGUUUAAACUACAUUCAUCAUCUCAGUGAAGAGUCUUUCAUAGGCCUGGAGUACCUUGUCUAUCUCGACCUUGGAUCACAGCGUGUCGGACGUCUCGUCAUCCAGAACAAUGCUUUCAGAGGGUUGUACAACCUAACGUUUCUUCACUUGGGGGACAACAGGGGAAUGCACAUUGAGACGGAUGCAUUUCAGGGCCUGUCAAAUCUCCGGACUCUUGUUCUGUUGCACUGUGGCCUUGAUGAGCGCAUUCUUUCAGGCAACUAUCUGCGGCCUCUGCUGUCUCUUCAGGAGCUGAAUCUCUUUGGUAACAAGAUAAAGCAAUUCACGCCAGCUAUGUUCUUCAGAAAUAUGACAAGUCUUAGUGAUUUAGAUCUCUCCAUUAAUCGAAUGAAACCUAUAUGUGAGACUGAUUUAGUUGCCUUUCAGGAUAAACAUUUUCAAAAUCUAAAAUUAUCCACCACUGUCGAUCUUGCUUACAUGAAUCCGUCAGAUUUCAACUGGACAAACUGUGGAAACCCCUUUAAGAACAUAUCGUUUGACACCCUUGAUUUAUCUAAUAAUGGACUCGGAACUGAAAGAGCAACACAGUUCUUUUCUGCAAUUAAAGGCACAAAGAUCAACCAUCUUAUUUUCAGUUCAAAUAAUAUGGGUCCAGGAUAUGGAUUCAACAACUUCAAGGAUCCAGACAGAUUCACCUUUGAGCCUCUAAAAUCCAGUGGCAUUAAAAUCAUCGAUUUGUCCAACAACUAUAUCAACAUUUUAAAGUGGGCUGUGUUCAGAUCAUUAUCUGAUGUGGUGAGCAUGUCUUUGGCAGACAAUAAAAUUAAUCAGUUUGAGAAGGGUGCAUUUGUUGGACUUACACAUUUGCAGAGGCUUAACCUCUCCAAUAAUCUCAUAGGAGAAAUUUACAGACACACUUUCCAGAAUAUGCCCAACCUAAUAUUGCUAGAUUUGACAAAUAAUCACAUUGGUGUAGUUCAGCAUGAGUCAUUUUCAGAGUUGUCCAGUCUGCUUGCAUUGGAUCUCACAGGAAACUCCCUCACGUCAGUCUAUACCUUUGCACGCUUGCCGAAUCUGCAAGAGCUGCACCUGGAUGACAACAAAAUCGAUUUGUUAUACAAACUAGGGGAUGUUGCAAGCAGUGUAACCACACUCAAGGUAAAUAAAAACCGCCUCAGGAAUAUGGAAGACUUGUACAUCAUACUAGCUACCUUUCCCAAUGUUGUAGCACUCAAUUUCAGUGAUAACUUCUUUUCAUAUUGUGCCCAUAAUUCAAACGAUUCAAUACCAUCUAGUAACAGAUUGACUGUUCUGGAUUUGCGCAACAGUGCUUUGCAGUUUAUAUGGGGGAGUAGGCUGUGCCUAGAUUUAUUUGACCAUCUCAAUAAAGUACAGAAUUUGUACCUUAGUUUUAAUCUACUGGAGUCCCUACCAGAGGGCAUUUUUAAAGGCCUAACAUCUCUUAAUUAUUUGGACCUGUCACAUAACUCUCUGACACAUCUUAAACGGGACGUAUUCCCGUUGAGCCUCAAGUUUCUGGAUUUUUCCUACAACCUCCUCAGUAGUCCAGACCCAGAGGUGUUUCGCUCCCUCGUCGCUGUCGACCUGAAAGUGAACCGUUUCUACUGUGACUGUUACCUGAGGGACUUUCAGGCUUGGGCCAGCAACACCACUGUCGAGUUUGAGACCAAGCUCUCAGACCUGCAGUGCGAGUUUCCCAGGGAGCUGCGAGGCGUGGCCCUCUCCAACUUCACAUCUGACCAGUGCGAGGAGGAUGACGAGCAGCUGGUGCAGGCGCUGCAGUUCAUCCUGUUCGUAAGCUGUUCCACGUUCCUCGUGACCCUCACCCUUGGCACGAUCGGCUUUGCCCGAUUCCGGGGGCACGCCUUCACCCUUUACAAGAAGCUGAAGAUGAGAAUCAUCCAGGGACAGCCCCAGGUUCCACCGGAACUCGACAACCUCCAGUACGACGUCUAUCUAUGCUUUGCAGAGAAAGACUUUGUCUGGGUGGAGUCAGCUCUGCUGCAGAGAUUGGACUCGCAGUUCGCCGAGCACAAUCAGCUGCGCUGUUGCUUCGAGGCGCGGGACUUUAUCCCGGGCGAGGAUCACCUAACCAACAUCAGGAGUGCCAUAUGGGGCAGCCGGAAGACACUGUGUGUGGUGUCUAAGGAGUUCCUGAAGGACGGCUGGUGCCUAGAGGCCUUCAUGCUGGCCCAGGGGAGGAUGCUGGAGGAACUCAAAGACGUUUUGGUCAUGGUCAUCGUUGGUAGUAUACCCCCUUUCCGACUGAUGAAGUACGAGCCAGUCAGAACAUUCGUAAAGAAUCGAGAAUACCUUCAGUGGCCGGACGACUACCAGGACAGAGAGUGGUUCUUUGACAGGCUCAUAGUGAAGAUAUUUAAGGACUCAAAGGUCAAAUGCCCCAAGAGACAAAAUGAUGGACCAGAGAUUGAGUUAAAUGUAGUCAGACAAGUCGGGAUUUGAUACCUUUUUUUGCGUAGUUUUUUUUAAUGGCGGUACAUCCCACAAACUCAAACCUUCCAGCAUGGCACAGAUUAUCGAACUCUAGAGGCCCUGAAAUGCCAUGGAUCUUUUCUGGCAUAGCUGGUGUUUGUCAAAAGUUUUUCUUGUUUGAAUGACAGCCAGCAACAGGCUGCUGGUUAAGGUUGUAUUGCAAAGUACCAAGGUACUGUAUAUCAAUCAAGGGCCUGAUUUAGAUACUUGUGCCAAAGCAAUGGGAGCGUGGUUACCCAGAUCUACUACCAGUCCUCUGCUUUGAGAAUCUGUAAGGAAAUGGCUGAAUAAGAAAAGGCCCAUCCAUUCACAGACCUUGCCAAUUAUACUGCACAAAUAUUCUCACUCUCAGUUUGCUUCAGUGUGUUCAGAAUGUGGUUCUUUUUUUGUACUUUUGUUGCCUUGAGAUGUUAUUUUUUAUAUAUUGAUUUUGAUGCAUAACGUGUGGAAGCAAGCCUUUCUCCUUUUUUAAAAUGACCUUUGUCUUUUCAGAAUAAUGAAUCUCAUAUGCCCAGGAGAUCAUAUUCUUUCCCACGGAUUGAAAGAAUACUCAAGUUUGUUCUGUUUUUUCCACCACUAGAGGGUACUAUAAGCUUUGUGUGCAGUUUUUCAACCAAAAGUACAUUAAUAAAUAAAACUAUGUGGUCAUGUUUGAACCCCGUAGAAUAAUAUAUUUCAAAAGCAGAAUUUCGUAAGAAUCCUUUAGUUGUCUUGAGCCAUGAUGAUAUUCGUUGGUGAUUUGUAAUUUCUCUCUUUUUUUUUUUUUUGCUCCUUUCAUAACACAUCUUGUGCAACUGUUAGUAUUUUCAAAUCAGAGCUUCCCAUUAUCUCACUUUCACACGUUCCUCAUUGGAGACCACACGUUACAAAACAGGAUGUCAUAAAGGGGAAAUUCGUUUUCAGAGAGAACACAGAUCAGUGUUGUUAAUGACAGGCAUGAUCCAGAGGAAGUUGUCCUUAAAGUUGUGUUUUUUUUUUUGUUUUUUUUUAAAUAAAUAUUUGCAUUCGC